Messenger RNA from Heterobilharzia americana, 273 nucleotides. The record is from the annotation of a GenBank genome assembly. Lineage: Eukaryota; Metazoa; Platyhelminthes; Trematoda; Strigeidida; Schistosomatidae.
AUGGACGCUCCCGACUGCUUUUGUCGUGAUAAGAUAGUGGCAUUACACAAAAAAUAUCUUGAAAAAGCUUUCGCUUCAGUUACAAAAGAUGCAACGACCGUAAGAACUGAAAGCGAAGAUCAGUUCCUUACAGAUAUCCCGCACAUAACCUCUCCUCAUAUAUCUUUUGGCAGGCAUCAAUUGAAAAAUAUCAGCGAGGAUGAGAAAUGUUUAUUAGAUCAUUUUGGAGCGCUCAAUUCUCUUGAGUGUGCUGGUGAUAAGCUUUUUCACUGA